CCGUGAAUUUCCCCUCGUUUUAAUCGCACACUGUCCUAUACGGUUUCGGUGCAGUAGAAUUUUAUUUUUACCUUUGGUCGUUUUACUUCUUUCUUCUGUUUUGGCAGUUCGGUUGGGUCAAAAAUUGUGUGAAUUUUAAUUUGUUCUUAAGUAAUUCCGCCACUGCAACAUUGUUUCAACGAGGCAUUUGUGAUUCACGAACGUACGUCGUGCGGGGGAUUUUCGCGGAUAUUAAUUGUCCGAACCCGUGAGAGUUACGGUCACUUGAAGACGCCAACCAAAAAAAAAAUGUGAGAAAGUGCCAACAAGGGGGGGAGCCAAAAAAGUGAAGAGAAAUCACCGAAAAUUAUGCUGCUUUCAUCGUUGUUUCGAUCAGCUGAGACGAAGAAACGAAAAUGAAACUCAACAUCAAAAUCAUAACCUCAAACUUAUCAUCGCAAGUCUGUGCGGUUUCGUGUGAGUGAAGCGUUUCUGGUUGUUUUACACCUCGCCGACGAUCGUCACUCAUUACACAAAUCGCUUAGUCGUCGCGACGACCGUAGGUCCUCCACUGUGCAGGUCAAAGUCGAACCCAGGGAACACCCCAGCGGCGUCGGGCAGUUGUUGCAUAACCAGGACUGGAAGUUCUGGACGUCGCCGCAGGAGAGUACGGCUGGCAGGUCACACGGUGGCGACUGGGAGUAGGUAGGGUUUGUGGCAUCCCAAAGCAUCCAACAUGGCCUCUUUCGGCGUGUGGGACUACGUCGUGUUUAUCGCCAUGCUGAUGGUGUCGGCCGGCAUCGGCAUCUACUACAGGUUCUCCGGCGGAAAGCAGAAAACUACGACGGAGUACCUGCUCGCCGACCGGAACAUGUCGAUCUGGCCCGUCUCGUUCAGCCUGAUGGCCAGCUUCAUGUCCGCCAUCACGCUGCUAGGCGUCUCAAACGAAAACUACCAGUUCGGCACCCAGUUCGUGGUGAUCAACAUCUCGUACGGGCUGGCCACCCCCAUCGCGGCGUACCUCUUCCUGCCGGUAUUCUUCAAGCUGCAGGCCUGCAGCGCCUACCAGUACCUGGAGAUGCGCUUCGGCAAGAAGACCCGCCUAGUUGCAUCGCUAGCUUACACGCUGCAGAUGAUUCUGUACAUGGGAAUCGCUGUUUACGCACCGGCCUUGGCUCUCGAGGCGGUCACCGGGCUGGACCAGACGUACUCGAUCCUGGCGAUCGGCAUCGUGUGUACGUUCUACUCCACGAUCGGCGGCAUGAAGGCGGUUCUGUUUACGGACGUGUUCCAAUCGGUGCUGAUGUUCGCGGCGAUCUACGCCGUCAUCAUCUGUGCGGCAGUUAAAGCCGGCGGACUGGGUCCGAUCUGGGAGGCGGCCGAAAAGGGUGGACGGUUGGAGUUGUGGAAUUUUGAUCCAGACCCAACAACGCGACACACCUGGUGGUCGCUGGUUAUUGGAGGCAUGUUCACCUACCUAUCGCUGUACGCCGUCAACCAGACGCAGGUUCAGCGACUUCAAACCGUCAAGGAUCUCAAGUCUGCACAGAAAGCGCUUUGGCUAAACUGGCCCAUCCUGUCGCUGCUGAGUUUGAGUACCUCGUUCAGCGGUCUAGCGAUCUACUACUUUUACAGCACAUGCGAUCCAUUGAAGCAGGGUCGCAUCAAGGUCCGUGAUCAAACCAUGCCGCUGUUCGUGGUGGACGCCAUGGGUAGUAUGCCGGGUCUUCCCGGCUUGUUUGUGUCGGGGAUCUUUUCGGCGAGUCUUUCGUCGGUGUCGGCUGCACUCAACUCACUAGCUGCCGUUACACUGGAGGACUAUCUGAAGCCACUGUACGCCAAAAUUAAGGGACGACCUCUGCCCGACAUGCAGUCCAGCUUCCCCACGAAGGUUAUGGCCUUUGUCUACGGAAUUAUCUGCUUAGCGGUAGCCUUCGUAGCUCAGUUCAUGGGAGGGGUUUUGCAAGCUUCGUUGACCAUUUUCGGCGUCAUCGGUGGACCACUGUUUGCCCUGUUUUCGUUGGGGAUGUUCACCAAGCGAGCAAAUCAGAGGGGUGUUAUCGUGGGUCUCGUGACGGGGAUCGCAUUCUCCCUAUGGGUUGGCUUUGGUCAGCCUCGGCCACCGCUCAAAAUGCUGGACUUUUCCGUAGAGGAUUGCAGCCAGUUCGGCGGAUACAACUCCACCACAAUCACCCCAAUGGUGAUGGCCCAACGGGUAGACCGCCCAGACUCGGACUACUUCUACCUGUACCGACUAUCCUACCUGUGGUCCGUGGUACUUGGCUACGUCCUAACAUUCAUCGUAGGUUACACCGUAAGUCUCACCCUGCGGUGGCUGGGCCACCAGGGCACGGAGCGGAUCUACCUGGACAACGACCACGUCUACAUCAACACGGAUCUCUUCUCCCCACCGGUGGCCAAACACAUCAAGCGGGCACUUGCGAGGCACAUCGAGAACGGCGGAGAAGUCGAAAUUACCAAACGCCACGGCAUCAACAAAUCAGAUUUCACCCACCUGUGAUGACCAUCUCAUUGCUCAUACCCCCCAAAAUCCUAAUUGUAAAGAAAAAAAAACACUUAGACUGUCCCCCGAUGCUGAACGUACCUUAGGCGGAUCUCCCGAGAGCUCCAACCUUGUAGUAUAUACAAAUUGUUAAAAGUAUUGUCCGCGUGAUUGGAAAACAGUGUAGUGAACGUGUGUGACCCCUCCCCGCAACCCUCAAAAACUCUCGACGCCACCAUCAAUCCUGCAUCCCAAAUCAACAGCCAUUGUUGGAUACAGGAUUGAUGUUUGUCUCUCGAGUUCAUAAAAUCGAUUGCACAAAAUCUUAAAAUCAUCUAAUCUUAAGAAAAACAACAGCAACAAAAACGGAUUGCCACAGUGCCGCAUUUCAUGAAAGUGAGCAAACUAAAGUCUUCCAAAAAAUGAAAAAGUACUAUAGGUAGUAGUUACAAUACAAUUAGUUGCAUACUGAUCGGUGUAGAUGUUUAGAAAACGCGAUUGUUAUUAUUAUUUCAAACGUGAAACGGAAUUACUUAAUUGGAGCGUAGAGUUUGUUUUUUAAAAGCUUACUGACUAUAGGCAUUAACUUAAGAGUUUUUAGUUUAAAGUGUGAGUUAUGUAAACUGUACAACAAUUGCGCAGGGAUUUUUUUUUGUUAUAGAAUUGUGGUUUAACUGCAAUAUUGUUACGAAAUAAAUGUAUGUCAAAAUGUAAAAAUAUA
Messenger RNA from Culex pipiens pallens (northern house mosquito), 3203 nucleotides. Its product is annotated as putative sodium-dependent multivitamin transporter. The transcript has 6 exons. The record is from RefSeq and is a predicted model, not a curated record. Gene Ontology annotation, molecular function: symporter activity. Lineage: Eukaryota; Metazoa; Arthropoda; Insecta; Diptera; Culicidae. The coding region runs from base 716 to 2500 and encodes 594 amino acids. Gene Ontology annotation, biological process: transmembrane transport; sodium ion transport. Gene Ontology annotation, cellular component: membrane.